CCAAGGCUGCAGCCAGGGCCACCUGGCAGCUCCAGGUGCUGUGAGCAUGCUGUCAUGGAAACGGCCCUGGGGUUGGUGACAAGGAGGCAGUUUCCCAAAGCUAGGAGGAUUCAGGAGAGGGAAAGACGGGAAACUCAUGCCCUUCAGAGUGGUCUCUCUGAUCCCCCUCUACAGUCCACAGAAGCCCAGGUGGGUGCUGGGAGAAAGCGGGAAGGAGGAGCCAUGGGAGGUGAGAACUGGGAAGAAACACAGAGCUGAUCUAGUGGCCUGAGUAAGGGAGUCUUCUCAAGAGUUGUUCACCAGGACCAGGACCAGUCAGUCAGCUGUGAAGAGCUGGCCUAUGGCCCAAAGGAAGGAGCAGAAAGGGGGCUGGCAUUUGUCCCCAGCGGAGGGACAGACCAGGGAAUUCACAGAGCCCAUCUCUGCUCUAGUUAGGGAUUUGAGGUUGCAGGAACGGAAACUCACUGAAAGUGUAAUGCUGUCUUGCUGCAUAGAGCCAAGGCAGCCUAGAGUAAAUGCAGGGAGCGAAGGCUGACUUUUUAACCAUCUCCAAAGCCCCAGUGUGGUCCCCUCCACUACCAGCUCAUUCUAUGGGUGCUACGGAUAGGGUGACUCAUAGGGUGGCUCAGGCCUUCACCCUUGGUGACGGACAGCUUCAGACUUAAGUCAGUGAUCAGGACGGGGUGUUCGUGGACAAUAUGCUUUUAGACACACAUUCUUCCACCUGUGAAAUGUGGGUAGACAGCUUUUAGCCUCUCAGAGCUGAGGGCUGCAGACCAAGCCCAGGGACAGAGCCCCAUGGGGGUGCUUUACUCUCUCUCUACCAGGACAUCCCCUGUGGAGUUCCCUGCAUGUGAUCUGAGGAUGGCCGAGCCACAGGGCCAGGAACUCACAGCGGAGUGUCCCGUCUGCUGGAACCCCUUCAACAACACAUUCCACACCCCCAAAGUGCUAGACUGCUGUCAUUCCUUCUGCGUGGAGUGCCUGGCUCACCUCAGCCUGGUAGCCCCAGCCAGGCGCCGCCUGCUCUGCCCACUCUGCCGUCAGCCCACCGUACUGGCUUCAGGGCAGCCGGUCACUGACUUGCCCACGGACACCGCCAUGCUGACCCUGCUCCGCCUAGAACCCCACCACGUCAUCCUCGAGGGUCACCAGCUCUGUCUCAAGGACCAACCCAAGAGCCGUUACUUACUGCGUCAGCCUCGGGUCUAUACCCUGGACCUUGGCCCGGAGCCUGGGAGCCAGACGGGACCCCCUCAGAACACAGCCCCUGACGCCAGGCCUGUGCCCAUCCCCAGCCACUACUCUCUCAGAGAGUGUAUCCGCAACCCUCACUUCCGGAUCUUUGCCUACCUGAUGGCCGUCAUCCUCAGUGUUAGCCUGCUGCUCAUCUUCUCCAUCUUUUGGACUAAGCAAUUCUUUGGGGGCAUGGGGUGAGCACUCUCUGUGCCAGCACAAGGAACCGAUCCUUUCUCUGUGGUGCUGGAAU
Messenger RNA from Peromyscus eremicus (cactus mouse), 1489 nucleotides. It is a transcript of the gene Rnf183, whose product is annotated as ring finger protein 183. The coding region runs from base 799 to 1437 and encodes 212 amino acids. Lineage: Eukaryota; Metazoa; Chordata; Mammalia; Rodentia; Cricetidae. Gene Ontology annotation, biological process: protein ubiquitination. The record is from RefSeq and is a predicted model, not a curated record. Gene Ontology annotation, molecular function: ubiquitin protein ligase activity. The transcript has a single exon.